AUGAAUACUAUAGAAAAUUUGACGACAACAGUCGUAACGUCAAAUUCAGCAAUUGAAACAAAUAAUUUAUCACGUCGUACAUCAUUAAAUUCAACUCGUCAUCAUAUUAAUUCAAUUUCUGCUCCAAUACAAAAUAGUCAUAAAAAUAAAACAAAUAGUAGUAAUAUGAUUAUGAAUGAUGAAUUUUCAUCAUCAAAUAGUAUACCAUCAGCUGCUGCUGUUACAGUAGCAUUUGCUAAAGAUAAAAAAAAAAGUUUAACAGCUUAUGAAAAACUUCUAUAUGAUUCACAACAUGAUAUGCGUUUUAAAGCCGAAGAAAAAGCUGGUCGACGUAUUGGAUUUUAUCGUAUUCGAGGUGAUAUUGGUUUGGGAAAUUUUUCUCGUGUUAAACUUGGUGUACAUUUACUUGCUAAAGAAAAAGUCGCGAUAAAAAUUCUUGACAAAACUAAACUUGAUGAACGUACGCAACGUUUACUUCUUCGUGAAAUAACUUCUAUGGAACAUUUACAUCAUCCAAAUAUUGUACGUUUAUACGAAGUUAUUGAAACUCCAAAUGAAAUCUAUAUUGUUACUGAAUACGCACCUGGUGGAGAACUUUAUACACGUAUUUCAAAAGCUGGAAAAUUUGUUGAAGAUGAAGCUAAAUCAAUAUUUGCUCAGUUAACGGCCGCUAUUGAUCAUAUGCAUAGUCAAGGUAUUAUUCAUCGUGAUAUUAAAAGUGAAAAUGUAUUUUUUGCUAAAGAACGUUUAAUAAAAUUAGGUGAUUUUGGUUUUAGUACAUAUUCAGAAAAAAAUCAAACAUUAACAACAUUUUGUGGUAGUCCACCUUAUGCAGCUCCCGAAUUAUUUCGUGAUGAAAGUUAUAUUGGAAUCUAUGUUGAUUUAUGGGCUAUGGGAAUUUUACUUUAUUUCAUGGUUACUGGUUUAAUGCCAUUCCGAGCAGAAAAUGUUGGAAAAUUGAAAAAAUCUAUUAUUGAUGGACAUUAUUCAAUUCCACCACAUGUCUCAGAAGAAUGUCAACUACUUAUACGUGGCCUUCUUCAUCCAGAAGCUGUUCAACGCUGGUCGAUUGAACAAAUUCGUUCAUGUCCAUGGCUUCAUAAUCAAAUAUUUCCAGAUGAACUUGAACCACUCCCAUUAAAUUUAACGAAUUAUUGGACAUCUGUAAAUAAAGAUUUAAGUAAAAAUGAAAAUAAUAAUGAUGGUACAUCAUCGGAUUCUCAAGCACGAACAACUUCAUUUGAAUAUGAAGCACAUUCAAAAUUAGAAGAUUUAGGUAUAACAAGUGAAUUAUUACAAACAACAACAAAAUAUUCAAAUAAUAAAUUUCUUUCAAAUCGUGAUAGUAUUAAUGGUACAUAUCGUAUUAUUUUACAUCGUUUACAAAAACAAUCAAAUCCAAUUGAACGUGAUGAUUUGUAUGAUAAAGCAGUCAAUGAAGAUUUAUCAACAUCAUGGGGUCGUUCAAUGUCUGUUAGUGGUGAAACCGGUGGACGAAAAAAUUCAAUAGGAAAACCAAUUAGUGUUUCAUAUGGUGGAACAAGUGUAAAACCAAAACGAAAUAUAAAUAAAAUUCAUCAAAAUCCAUCAACAAAUUUAAAUAUUCAUCAAUCGACUAAAGUCUGUACGAUUUUAUGA
Messenger RNA from Adineta steineri, 1638 nucleotides. The record is from the annotation of a GenBank genome assembly. Lineage: Eukaryota; Metazoa; Rotifera; Eurotatoria; Adinetida; Adinetidae.